Molecule: messenger RNA, 839 nt
Organism: Darwinula stevensoni
Lineage: Eukaryota; Metazoa; Arthropoda; Ostracoda; Podocopida; Darwinulidae
Source: the annotation of a GenBank genome assembly
CCCUGUUCACCUUCUACGGGUUCCUCGCAGCAUUCGCCUGGCUAAACGUCAUGAAUUUCGACGUCUGGCUCGAUGUCAGGCGAGCGAGGAGACCCACAGGCCUCAAAAGAAUCGAUCGGAAGACGUCUCCAUUCGGAACGGGGAAGAAGAAACUCUUAUUUUACCAUCUUUAUGCACACGGGAUCUCGUCGUGUAUCUUCAUGGUCGGAUGCCUCAUGGAAUUCGCCUAUGGAAUCUUUCCUGACAUCAUCCGACCGAAGCCGAAACCCAACGAACGAUGCUGGCUUGGCGAUCGUUAUGGGUCCAUCUUGUACUUCUAUGGGCCGACUUUCUUGCUUCUCUUCGUCAAUGUCGUCUUCUUCGUUCUCACUAGCAUUCGCUUGGUUAGUUACGGCGGAAUGAAGUCUCAUCUGAGUCGCAUCCAAAAACAAGAUGAAAAGUUUCGGCUGCAUAUGAAGUUGUCUGUGAUGAUGGGAUUGAGUUGGUUGACCGACGUCAUCGGAUUCCUGGUCUGGGGGUCGGAGGAGCAUUGGCUCCUCGCGGAUGCGAUCAGCUGUCUGCAGGGACCCUACGUCUUCGUCGUGGUCAUCUGGAGGAGGAGGAAACUCAAGUUGCUUGAGAGGAGGUUCGGUGAAUGGUUCUCUCGGUUGGGUCGGCUUCGUCUGGGGAAGGUUUUCUUUGGGGGUGGAGGAGCCAGAUGGGGUGGAGGAGCCAGAUGGGGUGGAGGAGCCGGAGGGGGUCGACAGCCGGUUACAUUGUUUACCAUUGGAACGGAUGAGUGGUCGUGCGCCAAGGUUCCUGAUGAAUUCGGGGUCUGCAAUGUCGGAUCGGCUCGGUUC